This is a messenger RNA of Gigantopelta aegis, 8801 nucleotides long. Its product is annotated as 1-acylglycerol-3-phosphate O-acyltransferase Pnpla3-like. Lineage: Eukaryota; Metazoa; Mollusca; Gastropoda; Neomphalida; Peltospiridae. Gene Ontology annotation, cellular component: lipid droplet; cytoplasm; membrane. The record is from RefSeq and is a predicted model, not a curated record. The coding region runs from base 129 to 1976 and encodes 615 amino acids. The transcript is spliced from 8 exons. Gene Ontology annotation, molecular function: triacylglycerol lipase activity. Gene Ontology annotation, biological process: triglyceride catabolic process; lipid homeostasis.
AUGGCUGCAGUGAAAGGAGAGUUAUCGUUUAUCGGUUGCGAAUGGAACAACCGAUAAAUUGGCUGGUCUUAAAAUUAUACUGACUGAAUUAGAGUGUACAUCACAAUUAACAAGCAGAACUAGCGAAUAUGAGUGUAUCGUUUUCCGGUUGUGGCUUCCUGGGAAUAUAUCACAUAGGAGUAGCCAGUUGCAUUAAAGAACACGCGCCGCAUUUUCUAGAUAGCGGCAGACUUUUAGGCGCUAGUGCUGGAGCUAUUACCGCAUGUUGUUUUAUUUGUGGAUGUUGCCUGGGAGAGUGCACCAGCUUUGUGUUGCGGUUGGCCUCGAAGGCUCGAUCUCGUACCCUUGGACCUCUGCAUCCGAGUUUCGACAUCAACCGCAUCCUGCGCGAUGUAAUGCUUCAGGUCUUGCCACUGAAUGCACAUCUGAUUUGUUCUGGGCGUCUGUAUGUGUCGAUGACCCGAGUUCACGACAAGAAGAAUGUCAUCAUCUCACAGUACGAUUCACGCGAAGAACUCAUUGAGGCUUUGCUGUGCAGUGCAUUUGUUCCAUUCUACAGUGGAAUGCUUCCUCCGAAGUUCAGAGGAGUGCGGUAUGUGGAUGGUAGUUUGAGUGACAAUCUGCCCACCCUGGAUGAAGAUACGAUUACCGUGUCUCCGUUUGCGGGAGAAUGUGACAUUUGUCCCAUGGACAACUCAAGUAACUUCAUGCACAUAAACAUAGUGAACCACAGCCUGCAGUGUACCGCGGGAAACCUGUAUCGGCUGUCACAUGCAUUGUUUCCACCUCACCCUGAAGUUCUCAGUCAGAUGUGUAGGCAAGGUUUUGAUGAUGCCCUGGUCUUUCUUCAGAGUAACAAUUUAAUAUCGUGUACUCGUCACCUGACUGUUCGGUCGUGCUUCAUGACCAACGCCAGACAGAAUGACGAGGAGACUGAGGUGGCAGAGGAUGAAUGUGAUGGAGAUCAUCACCAUGACGACAACUGCGAUGAGUGUAAGAAGAAACUGCACGGGGCUCUGGUCGACUCCCUUCCACCGUCUGUGAUGUUAGCCUUCCAGGCUGCUUGCGAUUCCGUGAACAAGGGGAUGGUGAAUUAUCUCUUCAGUUUUCGUCCUGUCAAAUUACUGUCGUUUGCAAUGACACCGUGGUUUCUUCCAGCUGAAAUACUGCUUAAUCUUGUGGUCAAGUUCCUGGAAUGGCUGCCGAAAAUGCCUCAGGAUCUUCAGCUCCUGUGUCAGGAGUCGGUCAGUAUUCUCAAGGCUGUUUACUUCCGAGUUCUUCACCAUCACCCGACAUAUUCUGCCAGGUUCACGUGCCAGCUGGCCAUCACCGAGGUUCAGAACCAGAAAGAGAGAACGGAAACGGUGGAGUACCAGCCACGUUCCCGGGCUAUGACCUUCCCUCGGAGCGCCAUGCAUAAACGCAAGUCGGUGGUGCAGACGGACCUCAAUCGGUCGGUGGUGCGAAACUUUAACAUUGGGUUCGUGGUCGACUUCAACUCUGCAGCGUCAGAGUCAGUGCGGUCGCUUGAGAACCUUGAACACGGGAUAGACAAACUCCAGCUGGACGACAUUCACGUGGAACAGUCGGGCCCCGACGGAGAUUUGGUGUACCACCCCCACAUCGGCCCCGAUGCCCCCACGCGGCCGGGCGGGGCCUGCCAGGAGGUGUUUGACACCUUCGACCAGUGCCUUAACGUCACCAAUCAGAUGGAGUCUGUCCUGUCGUACUACUAUGAGGACGAGAACAAUAAAGGCUGUUACAAGUUUGAGGAGAUAUUCAGUCUGAAGAACGUUGACGUCAAUACGUCGAGCAGCACUGGAGUCGUCGAUGAUGACCUCCACGGUGGUGCCGCUGCUGCUGAUGGUGGUGCCGACCUCUCCUGGGACAGCUACUUGGAGAUGAAACCUGAAAUUGAGGAAGAGCUUGAAGCUUUGAUUGACAGUGCUCUCAGAAUACCCCAAUUACAAUCAUAACUUGAGUUUUAGCAUGGUUUUUUAAUUUAUAUAUACUGAUAAAGCAUGGUGAAAAAUGUUUUUAUUUCCGGUACUAAAUGUCAUGCUUUUUGCAUUUAGUUUUAAUUCCCAACUGACAUGGUGGAGUUUGAUAUCAGUAUUUUUACCAGUAAAUGGGCAAGAGUUUGAAGUGUUGCUUGACUAGAAUACUUCAUUUGCAAUCAUAACUGAAGUUUUAGCAUUUUUUUCUUAUUUUUGUCUAAUGAUGAUACAACAUAUUUACAAAAGGUUUUAUUUCCAGUACUAAAUAUUACAUUUUUUGUUUUAAUUUCUGAUACGAGUUUUUAUAAUAAUGGUAUGUUGACCUAUGAUACUGUCCUCAAAGCUUUAACUGACCGAGUACUUUUAAUAUUAUUGGCAUGCUUAUUUCCGUUGUUUCUUUUUAAUUAACAAAAUGAGUUAUAUUUUCAACAUACUUGUACUUAUUGUUAUUAACAAUAAUUUUUCUGUCAUUAAAGAUUGUGCUGCUGAAAGGGAUUAAGUAAAUAUAAAUUGAUCAAAUAUAAUUUUAGUUUAGCAUUAAAAAACAAAGGAUCUUUUUUCUUGCACCGUUUAGUAUUUUGCAAUAAUUUUAGAUUCCUUUUUACUAUAUGCAGCAUAAGAUCUCAGACCAUUCAAUGCUUAAUCAAAACAUGUAGUUUUUUAAAGUGUUUCUUUGAUUACAUUGUUCAACCACUAAAAACAGGUUUUGCUUGAUGCAGUAUUUAACCAGUAGUAAAAAGUGUCCAAUAUCCAUGAUUGAUUCAUAAUGUCAUAAUGGAUUCAAUUCCUUCGUUUUGCAAUAUGCUUCUUGCCAGAUGCUGAAUUGUACAUGUAAAUGUGUGUGUGAAUGGUGAAAUAUAGAUGAUAUAAUAUAUCCUAAAUUAGUGUCUGAUUAUAACGACAUGAGUGUAUAUAAUACAAAUCUAAUUUAUUAGUCAAGCACCUGAAGCUGUUAAUUCACUGAUAAGUUUUUUUAAGUUUAUGGGUCUGUAACAUGUAUAAUAUGUAAAUUUACAUCUAUAUGGUUGGGGUUUUUAACAUCUGAUUUGACACCUGUAAUUUACUGAGAAAUUUAGUAAUUUAAUACAUCAGAUUGAGAGUUUUAAUUUAAUUUCCAGGGCAUGAUGCAAAGUAAAAAAAAUUGACAUCUAUAAUACUGAGAAAUUGGGUAUUUUUAUACAUCAGAUUGACUGUUUUAAUUUAACUUCCAGGAUGUUAUACAAAGUCAGUUUUUUUUUUUUUUUUACAUCUGUAAUACUGAAAAAUUUAGUAUUUUUAUACAUCAUAUUGAGUGUUUUAAUUUUUAACUUCCAGGACAUGAUACAAAGUCAGUUUUUAUAAUAUCUAUAAUACUGAGAAAUUUAGGAUUUUCAUGCAUCAGAUAAAGUGUUUUAAUUUAACUUCCAGAACAUGAUACAAGGUCUGUUUUCACUGUCCCUAAGUUUGAUACAAUGGUAGACAUUUUGACAUUUGACUUAGUAAUUAUUGUUUACAUUAAUACUGGCUCGUUUUGAUUUAGAGAAAUAGUACCAACUACUGGGAGUUUAAUGAAGAUUACUGAGUGAAGCUACAGGAAUGUGAUUUUAAAGUUGGGGGUUACUAUGUACAGGUUUUGUCUCUGCUGUCCUGCAUAUAGAUUUUCAGACGUUUUGGGAGCAAUGUCUCUGAAAUUUUAUAUAUACAUGUAGCUUUAUGAAGCAGAGUUAGAGAUCAGGUUUGAGAUUCAUGGGGAUAAUUUUCACAAUGUGUUUCAAAUUAAUUUGAUCUGAUAUGCUGGAAAAUCAUCUUUAACUAUUGUAUUACGCGUUCAGAUUUUAAAGAUCAUUUUAACUUUUAUUUUCAAAUGUGUAUCACAUCUCUGAUGCUUAAAUGGACCAAAUAAGGGUUAGAGAAACUUUGAUCAUCAUUUUGGAAGCUUCCUUUUGCAGACUUUUAGAUUGCACCAUGUUGAUAUGAAUCGUGUUCAUUUAGCUGGUUUUAUUUACAUUGUUACAGACCCAUUCAUAAAGAGUCUUAACAGUGUUUAAGCAUACUGGUGAGUCCCGACAAUACCAGAACCUUGAAGCAUUUGUUUUCUAGCAUUUAAAAUGUGUAUGUACAAUAUUUGUAAAUACAUGUACGUGUUUGUGUAAAUAAUGUAACAUUGUGUACUCACCAUUCAGUGAUUUAACUACAUUCCAUUUUGUCAAUUAUUGCAGCCAAAGAUCAAGUUUUUCCCUUCGGUUUAGUUUUCUCUUCAGUUUAGUUUUACUAUUGUAUGGUCAUGUCAAAAUAAGUUAUUAGAACAGGUACCUUUGCCAUCAAAACCCACCAAUUUUCGUUGUAAUGGCGCCAUGAUUUCUGUUAAAUUAUAACAAUGUAAAAUCAUAUUUCAUGUAUAGAUCUAUUUUCUAUAAACUAUUGGUGACCAUGUUGUUACCAUUCCUUCUUUAGCAGAAUGGAAUCUGGCUCAGUGUAAGAGCAUCGUUUUGAAGUGUGAGGUAUAAUCAGUAUUUCACCCUUUCUGCCCCCCCCCCCCCCCCCCCUCCCCGAGAACCAUUGCUGAUUGGUAUAUCUUUAUGUGCUAAUUUAAAUGGUGGUCUUUUAUAUUCUCGAUUUUAAAUGCAAUAAACGAGCUGGCUACAUGAUUAAGCCAGAUUUGGUUAAGAACAUACUAGUAUUGUAUUCUGUUCGAUUGGUACAGGUAACAAACUGGGGAAAGUGUUGAAAAGAAAAGGACAGAAUCAGUCAUCAAUACAAGGAAAUUUCAACACAAGAUAAAUCUGUUUCAAAUUUGCUUUGGCAAACAGUUGUAUCUUGAACAUUGGAAUUUUGCAGUCCCCAGCAAAUAUGAAUAAAAAAAAUUAUAUGGUUUUGCCAACUACAUGAUUAUAUUUAUAACUCAGUUUUAAAAAAACCCAAAAUGUUGAAGACUAAGAAGUUUUAACACAACACAACAAACCUUUUAAGCACAUGUAUGACAUCACCUCUUGCUGUGAUUGGUCGAAAUACAGCAUGUCAAGUUUACGACACCUCAGAAAAUGUAUCUGGUAGACAAGAAAUACUGUUCUAGGCUAAAUGUUUCUCAACAAUUUCGAUAUUUGGAACUGACUGGCUUCUGUUCUACAUUGAUGUUUACGAUGGGCAACAUUAUACUAUAUUAUGCUACAUUAACGUGUGUAAAAUGGACUAUGGUAAUGGCAAUGUUGUUGUAGGUGGACGCUAGUCACAGCCUGGCAGUUGAGAAACACUGAGUGCUGAAUUUACAAAGCCUGUUUCCUUGUCUUGCAUUCGUGUAACUACAUAUGUUUAUAAUGCUUAAACAUCUGUGUUAAAGAAAAUUAUGCUUCAUACAUUCGGCCUUAUUAUGUCUAGACCUUGUCUUACAAAUAUUAUAUAUCUGACAUAUAUUUGAUUGUACACCUGUAUGUAAUAGACUGUAUAUUCCAGGGCUUUACAUAAAUGUAAACACUGUACUAGACUGUUCUAGGGCUUUACAUAAAUGUAAACACUGUAUUAGACUGUCUGUUCCAGGGCUUUACAUAAAUGUAAACACUGUACUAGACUGUGUUCCAGGGCUUUACAUAAAUGUAAACACUGUACUAGACUGUACGUUCCAGGGCUUUACAUAAAUGUAAACACUGUACUAGACUGUACAUUCCAGGGCUUUACAUACCGGUAAAUGUAAACACUGUACUAGACUGUAUGUUCCAGGGCUAGAUGAAAAUUCGUUCUAUAUAUGCAGAUGUUUUAAUAAAAUGGUUUUGCCACAAAUGUCUUUUCCAUUGAUCUGAUGUGGUGUGUGCACUGAUUGUAUCUUUUAAACCUUUUUUUAAGUAACCUGGUGAUUUAUUUCAUUUUCAUCAUGAACCACAUCUGUUUUCUGUAUGCAACUAAAUAUUGUUAUAAUUUCAUUUUAUGCCAUAGUCGUUUGUCUAUCCUGGCAAUUAAGUAACUGGCCACGGCAAAACAUAUGCUGCAGACAAAUAGGGUCCAUGUUUUGUUUUGUUGUUUUUUUGUUUCAUUUAUACUUAUUUUUGUGCUUAUAUCCAAUUAAAGUUCAAAUACAGUGUCGUGGACUGUUUGUCUAGGACAGUGGGAUAGUGGUUAGCUCCAUGGCAGUUUUGUGGUUAAUAUGUAAGAGAAAAGUAAAAUUUGUCAGUAGUACAAAACAUGAAUAAUUAAGAAAAAUAACAAAUUAAAUUUUGUGGAAAAUUUAAAGCACUGCACCAGUGUCUAUGGCAUUUCCGAUUACUGUGCCUGUGGUUAAUUGCCAGGGUUGUUUGUAAUAGCAUUUUUAAACAGUAUGCACAUAGCCAAAACACAAAUACCACAAUACAUGUAAAGUAUGGGUGGAGGCACUGGUCUUGGUGAGUGCAUGUGAAUGAAGUCCAGUUUUUGCUAUGAAAAUGGUUUAAGUAUCUCCAAGAAAGCAGAUAGAAUAGGGGGAAUCCUGUUUGUGUUAUGAAAAUGGUUUAAAUAUCUCCAAGAAAGCAGAUAGAAAAAAUUGAAGUCCUGUUCCUAAUAUGUGCAUAAUGCAGAGUAACUAUUUAUUUCAAUUGUCAAUUUUUAAUCAAAUGUAAUGUUUGGUGACUUAUUCAGCAUAAUUCUUUCAACAUAUAUUUACUCUUAAAAGCAUAUUAUGUUUGUUUUAUCUUUACUUUGUUAGUUAAACUUUACAGAGCUUUGUAUGAUUUGAACCAUAGUUCCAAUCAUCCCUUGAGGAUGGUGUGUUCAAAACUGUAUUUAGCAGUUAUAAUUUUCAGUUUUCUUGAUUAAAACCACCAUUGCAGUGAAUUUGCUUGGCAAGUUAUUGGGAUUUGUUUGGCAAGCUUUGUACAAAACUGAUCAUGAAGAGGUUUCUCAUUUUAUUCCAAAUAACUUGUUUAUAAAUCUAAACGUUACUGUGCAUAGCCAGUUUAUUAUUACAAGCAACUUAUUGGAUCUUCUGUUUAUUAUUUAUAAAUGUUUGGUAAUUAUUUACAUAAUAUUUCCUACCAUAAUUACUUGUAUUACCUGUAUGGCUGAUUAAUGAAAAAUGAGGCUUCUUGUGUGUACAUGCAGAUACAGUAAAAACUGACUUUCAGUUUUAUUCAAAUUUAUAAUUAUGUUUAAUUCAAAAACAUUUUGCUUUUGUAAUUAGUCUUUAUUUGUAAGAACCAAAAUUAAUAUUUGUCCUUUAUGUUGUAAUUUUUAACUGUUUGUAUAGUUUAAAGUCUGAUUUUUAUUUUAUUUUAUUAAAAAAAAAAAAUAUUAUACAGUAUUUAAAUGUUUUUUUAUAUAGUCCCAUUAAAAAAGUUGCAGAAAUCCAAUGACAAAAGUGUACAAGUAAGAACCAAUGUGAUGCCUAACAGGUAUUUUUUAAGUCAGGAUUAUUACAAUAAUUGAUUAUUCUGAUUAGAAGCUGAUGAUUAUAAACAUAAUUAAGCCUAUAAAACAAAACCAUAUAAUUUAUGACAAUACACAUUUAUAUGUGUAGAAUAGUUAUAUUAACACAUUUAGGUUUUAUAACUGACUUAUGUGUACAGGAAUUUAUGUUACACCUACAUUUUAUUCUGCUGUUGCUUUAUUUUACUAGCUAUUGACUUUUGUUCAUUUUAAUUAUUUUGUAAGAUUUCUUGCUAUAAUGGAAGCUUUUUGUUAAAAACAAAACAAAAUGAACUGAAACCAUGAUUUAGUCAUGUCAUUGCAUAUUACUACAUGUAUUAUAAUAAAUUUAUUAAAAGGGUAAUAUGCUUAAUAGCCUGUUGUGGAUAUGUUAAUACAGGUACAUAUAUUUACAUACAUUUUAUUAAUAUCUAAAAACAUGUGUUGGUGAUAAAAAUGUUUAUUCGACUCGGAAGCCAAAAUAUAUUUGUUUUAUUUUAUGUUGUACUUGUUUGUAGCAGUGGUUAAUUGUUUGAUCAGUCAACUACAAGUUCAAAAAGUAUUUUAUUGUUUUAAUGGUUCAGUAUGGUUAUGCACAGUACAUGUAAAUCAUGUCAUUUGUUAAAUAUUCAGGGAUCGUUUAUGUGUUUUGUAAGGGUAAGAUGCAUAAUGUAUUAAUAGGUGUUCAAUGCCAGUAUAUCGGUUUAAAUGGUCUACAACUGGUCAGUGUCGUGUGUUUAAAGGCGUAGUCUCAAAGUUGUAUAACGAACAAAAUAUUUAUUGUGUUAAAUGUAAAGAUUAGACCUUGAAUUACAUGCUCAUAAACACAUUACUGCCAAAUAAUUUUAUUUACUACUUUUCAAACUCUGUUAAUGGAAAAUCUUAAUACAGGUGACUGGCAGGUUAAUGCUUGUCAUCACAGUUUGAAUUUGUGUUUACAAGCCCACAAAUAACUGGUGUCUAUUUUGGUGGAUACCUAAUGAAGAUUUUCUAUGUAUUUUGUCAAGGAUUCUUGGGGAAUUUUGAUCUUUUCAAGUUAUUUACGCAAAGGAUGUAUAUUAUGUGGUAUUGAUUAAUGUGUACUUAUUUACUAUAAAUAAACUGUUAAAUUAAUUAAAUAUAGUCCUUGCAACUUUGAGAAUACAGCUAAAUCCAUAUAUUAUGUUCAAAACAAUAAGAAGAAGAAAUUGUUUUGUCACUUACGUUUUCUGCACAUAUGUACCUGUAUUGAAGUUUGAUUUAGUAAUAUGAUUUUAUGUAACACUGAACGUUUAUUUAGGAGCACCCAGUAUGAAUCUAUGCAAGUUUUUAUUACUUUAUGUAACCAUGUUUUAUUUUAAUUUAAUUUAUUGACUUAUUUGAUUUCACUUCUAGUUGCACUUUGGCAGAAAAGAAACUUUCUUUAAAAGUUUUUGUUUUAUGCCUGAAGCUUGAAAUAAAACAUUUAUUUAACAGCUA